Molecule: messenger RNA, 2661 nt
Organism: Pantherophis guttatus
Lineage: Eukaryota; Metazoa; Chordata; Lepidosauria; Squamata; Colubridae
Gene: ASB4
Product: ankyrin repeat and SOCS box containing 4
Biological process (GO): intracellular signal transduction
Cellular component (GO): cytoplasm
Molecular function (GO): protein binding
Source: RefSeq, a predicted model, not a curated record
CAGAAAUUAAUAUGGUUAGUUGCCGCUUUUGCUGAGAAAUUAUAUCUGCUUUAAGAGCUUUCUUAGUUAAUUUUAACAAGUUUAUGACAGAUAAAGUUUUGGUGGCUACCUAAUCCCUUGAGUGUAUUUCUUCAUACUGGCAUGACAUGUCUGCUUUGGUUUCACUUGACAGAAUUAAGCAUGUUAGACAGUGGCUGAUGUUUGCUUUACAUAAAUAGAACAGGCAGAUCAGCAUUGCUUGGUGUUAAAAUUAUCUUUGGGCUUGCAGGGUAGCAUGCUUUGGAAAACUUAAAACACUCGUUCAUGCAUUUUAUAAACACAGUGCUUGACCACUGAAAAGAAGCAUGAUAGAAUCCCCUGAGGAAAACAUGGGAGAAACCAUUACACGGACUACAACAGCCAAGCUAAUGAAAAAAGCUUUUUUGGAGGCUCUACAAGCAAAUGACUACAGGACUCUGGAAGAGCUUUUGGCUCAAAAACAAAUAGAUGUGGACACAGUGUUUGAAGUAGAAGAUGAGAAUUUGCUCCUGGCCUCUUACAAACAAGGAUAUUGGCUGCCUAGUUAUAAACUGCAGCAUUCCUGGGCAACAGGACUACAUUUAUCUGUUCUGUAUGGACAUCUGGAGAGUCUUUCAGUCCUGCUGAAACAUAAAGCAACCAUCAACUGCAGACCCAAUGGGAAAGCAGCAAUCCACAUAGCAUGUGAAGUUGCCAAUCUGGAUUGUAUCAAUAUACUCUGUAGCCAUGGAGCAAAAACCAACUGCUAUUCAUUGAGUGGGCUUGCACCCCUGCAUUAUUGUACUACAAAGUUAUCUAUGCCUUGUGCACAACAGUUAAUUUGGAAAGGUGCAGAUGUAAAUAUAAGAUCAAACAAUCAAGAUGAAGAAACACCCCUUCAUACAGUUGCUCGUAAUGGCAUUCCUGAAAUGGUUGCCUUCUACGUGGAACAAGGAGCUGUAGUUGAUGGUGCAAAUGCCCACCGAGAAACACCAUUGUCCUGUGCGGUUUACUGGGCCCUUAAUGGCAAGGAACAAACCUACAGCACAGAUCACCAUCUCAUCUGCCGGAUGCUCCUUGACUACAAGGCUGAUGUUAAUUCACGGGAUGAAGAUUUCAGGACACCCCUCCACAAGGCAGCCUGGAAUUGUGAUCAUGUACUACUAAACAUGUUGCUUGAGGCAGGUGCUGAGGCCAACCUGAUGGAUGAUAAUGGGUGUGCCCCUCUGCAAUAUGUCCUGAAAGUGACAGACGUACGCCCUAGUGCUCAGCCUGAAAUCUGUUAUCAGCUGCUUCUGAAUCACGGAGCUGCCAGGAUAUAUCCACCACAAUUCCAUAAGGUGCUGCAAGCUUGUUGUUCCUAUCCCAAAGCAGUUGAAGUUAUUGUGAAUACAUAUGAACAUAUCAGGUGCACAACGAAAUGGAGAACAGCUAUACCUGAUGAUCUCUUUGAGACAUACAGAAGUUUCUACGAAUCCCUUUUUGAAGCAUGUGCAAAUAUACCACGAUCACUAAAACAUUUAGCCAGAUGUGCUAUUCGAAGAAUAUUGCUCCAUAAAUGUCACAAAGGAAUCCCUUUACUUUUAAUUCCAUCAAUAUUAAAAAGGUAUUUACUUUUAGAGCCAGAAGGAAUAAUAUAUUAAGAUGUGUAAGAGACAUUUUCAGAUAAUUUAAUUUAAAAGUGUUUGGAUUCUAUUCCCAUGGGAGAAGUUAAAAUCAAGAUUUCUGUGACAGCACCAGCAAAAAGCAGAACUAAUAUUUUCUACAAAGAAUAUGAAUUCAUACAUACAUACAUACAUACACACAUACAUCAUUAUUGAACUUUGAGCACAUGUAAGAGAAUAUUUCAAUCCUAGCAGUUUACAGAAGCACAACAAAUGAAAAGAAAGAACUAAGAAAAUACUUCUAAGGAAAGAGAAAAAAAAUGUCCAACAUGUGGGAAAUGUUCUAAAGAGAACUAUUAGUUUUCUCCACUUGAUAGCUUCUAAUGUUCCAUAUUACCAUGACUAUAGUGCACUAGAGUUAUAGGCCUUGUAGUCCAAAAUGCUGAGGCAACAGUCAUGCAAGACUAUUGUUACGAAUGAAGGCGAAUAUAUGUGUCCCAAGAUAAUGUUGCAGGAUCUAAUCUGGGUUGAUCACCAGGACUAGAGGUUUUGUCUUCUGAGCUUUCGGACUCAUGCUGGAACCCAUCUUCAGGGAACUUCUCUCUAGCUCCAACAAGAGUCCGAAAGCCCAGAAGACAAAACCUGUGGUUCUGGUGACUGACCCAGAGUGGAUCCUGCAAGACUAUUGUGAACGUUAAUCCUUUCAUUUUGAGACAUCUUCCUUCAUAAAAUAAGUAAGAAGUGCUAAGAAAGCAAAAUUAUUAAAUAGUACAUAUAAUCUUUUUUCCUUUUUAUUAUAUUGUUGUGAGGUUUAAUAUAUUUAAUUUUGAUACAAUGGUAUUUAUACAAUACUAAUUAAAAAUUAUUGACAUUUUAUUGUUUGAAUAACUUAAGAUAUUACAAAUAAAAAUAAAGAUUCUAUCAAUAUUAGUUAUAAUUUGGGCUAUCAAUAUUAUAAACAUAAAAUAUUUGACUUUUUCAUCCAAAAUGAAGUGUAAUACUAAGAAAGACUGCAGAAUGCAUUGAAUGAUAUGUUAUACAAUAAAGGUUUCAUUCUUGA